Messenger RNA from Peromyscus maniculatus bairdii (prairie deer mouse), 884 nucleotides. NCBI's taxonomy places the organism in Eukaryota, Metazoa, Chordata, Mammalia, Rodentia, Cricetidae. The record is from RefSeq and is a predicted model, not a curated record.
AACAAGCUCGCCAGGACUUGAGCGGCCAAGACAAAGAUGAUUAAGGGAAGGUGUCAGAAAAAGUCCUUUCAAGACAGUCUGGAAGACAUUAAGAAGCAAAUGAAAGAGAAAAGGAAUAAAAACUUGGCAGAGAUUGGCAAACACAAGUCCUUUAUUGCCGCACCAUGCCAAGUACCCACUAACACUUCUACACUGCUGAAAAAUUACCAACAGAACAACAGGUUGUUAGUUUUGGCUUUGGAAAAUGAAAAAUCCAAAGUGAGAGAAGCCCAAGAUAUCACCCUACAGCUGGGAAGAGAAUGUUACUACCUUGCAUGUCAGCUAUACACUGUGAAACAGAAGCUAACUUCCCAACCAAGUGGAGAAACUGAUCAGAGCCAGACAGGAUGUCCCUCAGAAGUGGUCUCCAGUAGUGACAACACCAUCGGGGACUUGUCUGCGAAGACCUUUCAGCAAAUUGCUAUUGAAGAAAAUGACUGGCUAUUCCAAACCAAAGAACCAAGUCCCACUGUUCCUCCAGACACACUGAGGACUGAUUUUGAUUCGGGUAAAAACUCCUACGGUAUCCCACCCAAGAAUCAAGAGUCACCUGGUCAUAGACUAAAGGAUGUCACCAAUAUCCUGGGGCACCCUGUAGUGAAAAUCAGGAAACUUUCUCUGUCUCCAAAAAGGAAUGAAGACAGCCGAGUGCCUCUGCCUAAGCUCAGGUACACCACCAUCACAAACUACGAAGAGCCGACCCUCGCUUCAAAGGUAAGAAGUGGACACCCUUUCACAGACUUGCGUUUCUUGAAUUCUCCUAUUUUCAAGCAGGAAAAGGAUAUGAGACGUCCUAAAAGAACUGCAAAGCGAGCACAGUAACGCCUUUUGUUGGAUGCUGUCGA